UUGAACGAGAUUAUAGAACUCGAUGCCGCAGCAGGUGGAUCUGCUUUCCAGCUUGUUUAAUUUUUCCCCCCUACAUGCAUGCCCACAGUACAUACCACUAAACUCUAAAUAAAUAUUUAAUCAAUUCAGGGUAUUAGUAGUAACUGGGUGUAAUACAUAACGGAUUUCUGACCUUAUACGACGCUCUUUUUCUUUUUCUUGAUGAAACCAUCUUCACAGUAAGUACAUCCGCAUCAAAGCCGAAAAUAGAAAUCACCUCUUGAGUCUUUACCAUCGCCACAUUAUUUUCCGAACCGGCAGCGACAAUUUUCUUGGCUUCGGUAGCUGGUAUGGCCGUAUUCUAUGCAUAUAAAGGGCGACUCAAAUAAUUUCUAGGCGUCCUUGCAUGGAUUCAGGCAGUACUCCUCCCUUGAGCCCCCCCUUGCAAAAUUCAUCGUCUCUGCGAGACCAAGAACCGGAUGAUAUCGAGAAUCUGUUGAAAUGGGCGGAAGCUCGCAGGGCACGGAAGCUUAGAGGAGAGUACGAAUCAGCUGUGCUGCAUCUAUCAGAGCUGAUAAACAACAACCUCUUAACGCCGUUGCGCAUACAUUCAGUACGCGUUGAAGGGGCUGAAAACACUAGAAAUUCGUUCAUAGGAUUUUUGGUGAAGCCCUUGGUACCGACGGCGGAGGGUAGCAAUGUCGAAGAGGUUCUCCACGCAACGCGCCGAAUUUCGGAUGUCCUGCAGCGGGCAGAUAUCUUUGAGUCAGUAGAUACACGACUUGAGCGUGCGAGAGACGUAUUAGCGAGUCCAAGGGACGUCGACGUAGUCAUCAAAGCGAAGGAAAAAGGCCGUUUUUUCGUAAAGUCCGCUACGGUGUUUGGGAACAACGAAGGCAGCGCGAGCAUCACUGCGCGUGUUCGGAAUGUUUUUGGAGGCGCGGAAAUGUUUGAAGCGAAUGUUUCUACUGGAACGACAACGAGGCAGUCUUACCAUGGAACAUUGUCAGCGCCAAUAACGCCAGAUUUGGAUACACGAGCAGAGCUUGCUGUAUUUGCGAUGCAGCGUGAUAAUACAAGUUUCGCUAGUUGCUGGGAGUCUCUUCAGGGCCUCAAAGCUAUUCUCAGGAAUGGGACUCCAACUACGGGGAUACAUGAAUUAGCAUAUGAAGGAGUGUUAAGGAAUAUCGGAGGGCUGACGCCGACCGCGUCCAUGAGUAUCCGGCAAGCUGCAGGUGCAACAUCCAAGUCGUCUGUGUCUUACGCGUACACGCUGGAUACCCGAGACGAUAGGAUUAGUGCUUCACGAGGUCUAUACGCGAAGCUUUACCAGGAAGUGGCAGGCUUGGGUGGCGACGCGUCAUUCUACAAGGCGGAAGCAGAGACACAAGUUUCUCGCUCGCUUCUGUCAGGAGUGUCCGCCUCUUUGGCCCUCCGCUCGGGGUUGAUGUUUGGUAUUUCGCGGCCAACUUUGUUCUCUGACCGGUUCCAACUUGGGGGACCGAUGUCUGUUCGCGCCUUUAAGCCCAAUGGUCUUGGUCCGAGAGAUGGUCAAGAUUCGUUGGGAGGCGACAUGUAUUGGUCUGCCGGAGUCAGCGUUGUAUCAAAUUUACCUUUGAAGCCAGAUUGGCCACUCAAAACGCACGCAUGGAUAAAUGCUGGGCGAUUAGACAACAUGGAUAGAUCUCGCUCGGUGAUUGAGAACGUGAAAGACGUGAUAACGCGACCAUCUGUCUCAGCGGGGGCUGGACUCAUUUAUCGGUUUGAUCCCGUAAGGGUGGAGGUCAAUUUUGGACUACCUCUGGUGGCAAAUAAAAGUGAUGGCCUCAGGAGAGGUAUCCAGGUUGGGAUUGGACUUGAAUUUUUAUAGGUUAAAUUUAUGAUGAUACAUUUUGACCAUUUCCGACGACAUCGUCGAGUUUUCGCUCCCGCCAUUGCCGAUCUCAACUGUCAGCAUCAAGUUUCGCCACAUAUAUACCUUGGCGCCACUUACGAUAAUCCGAUGGAAUUUUUCGCUCUUUAGUAU
Messenger RNA from Desarmillaria tabescens, 2005 nucleotides. Its product is annotated as surface antigen-domain-containing protein. The transcript has 8 exons. The record is from RefSeq and is a predicted model, not a curated record. Lineage: Eukaryota; Fungi; Basidiomycota; Agaricomycetes; Agaricales; Physalacriaceae. Gene Ontology annotation, cellular component: outer membrane. Bases 386 to 1849 code for a protein of 487 amino acids. Gene Ontology annotation, biological process: protein insertion into mitochondrial outer membrane.